UGCUGAGGCGCGGCAGCGGGGCGUGUGGCGCCCGGACCAUCGCUGGGGGCCGGGCACGGCAGCGGGGCCGCCGCGGCCUGGGGACGCGGACCCCCGCCCGGCGCCACCCCCCUGCCCCCGCCUGCGCCGCGGGACGGGCCUGCCCGGAGGGCCUCGGGGGGCGGGCGAAGCGGCAGCCGAACGCGGCGGCGCUCGCCUCGGCCGCAGGUGGCAGCGGGAGCCCCGCGCUGCCGCCGCCCCCGCCCGCGGCCCGGCCGCGCUUCCGCCCGCGUCAGCUGACGGCUGCGAGGAAGAGGCCCCGGCCCGGCCCGGCCCCGAGCCCGCGGAAGCCCCGGCGCGGUCGCCCCCGCAGCCAUGGCAGGGGUGGUGGUGAGCGGAGCCCAAGUGUCCUACAUUGGUCAAGACUGUGAAGAAAUUCCAGAAUUCCUAGGAGCAAAAUAUGGACAUAUGGCAAAAAGGCUAGACCUUAGCUUCAACUUGUUAAGGUCACUAGAAGGACUGAAAACAUUCGGUUACUUGGAAGAGCUGAUCUUGGACAACAAUCUACUCGGAAAUGACCUUCUGUUACCCAGAUUACCCCACCUCCAUACCUUAACGCUCAACAAGAACCAAAUAACAGAAUUAGAAAGCCUUUUGGACCAUUUGGCUGAAGUUGUGCCCUCACUACAGUAUCUCAGUUUGCUUGGAAACAUGGCCUGCCCAAAUGAACUGGUCUGCAAAGAAAAGGAUGAAGAUGACUACCAGAGGUACAGAUAUUUUGUCCUGCACAAAUUGACAAACCUGAAAUUUCUUGAUACUCGAAAAGUAACCAGGAAGGAGAGAGAAGAAGCCUUGUUGAGAGGUGCCUUCAUGAAAGUGGUUAAGCCCAAGGAUGCUAAGGCUUCCAGUGAUGCUGCCUCUGUCUCUCCAGAGAUUCACUAUACACCUCUGCCUUUGGGAUCAAGAGACCUCACCAAUCACAGAGGUAUUUUGGGAAAAUGCCGCUACAUUUACUAUGGAAAACAUUCUGAGGGCAACAGAUUCAUCCGAGACGACCAGCUCUAAAACACAGCAUUGUUUUGUGCCUCUUCAAUCUAUCCACAUAAGAAGCACAAAUUGCAUCUAAAUUUUAAGCAUGUAACUAAAGUCCUCUAGUGCCUUCUGCUGACUUUGCCAAGCCUGUCAAGAUCAUCCUUCUAUCUUAGUCUGAGUAGUCACAUAGAGAUUGACAUGAUUGCCUUUAAGCAGGUCCCAUCCACCAGUGUGACAGACAGCUGCAGCCAAGCACCGGGCCUGACAGGAGGAUCACGGUGAUGGAUUGCCUGGUCCAAUUGCUGCUCGCAGAAGAGCAGGGGUCACACCUGGGGCUUCAGUGAGCAUGCUCUGUCGGUCGGCACCUUAGCAAAAGCACCGUGUUUAUCUCCAGCUUGCCUGUUGAGCGAAAGGAGCGAAAGUGGCUGGCAAUAUCAAAGUGUUUAUAAAAGAGAGAGGCUAUAAUUUCAGAUGAAAAAGCCUUUAUCUGUUCUUUGUGGUUUUGUUUUUUUUUGUUUUGUUUUGGUUUGUUUGUUUGUUUGUUUUUGUUUGUUUUUUUUUUUUUUUUUUUUGUUGUUGUUUUUUUUCCUCCCUGUGAAUUAAGUGCUUGUGUUUCUGUCAUCUCAUACAUGCUUACACAAAUCCUUCCACAGUGGUUUUAUUGGUUUGGUGUAACCCACCCCCUCACAAAUCAGUCUAGAUGGACUAUUUUUUCUUUCAACAAGGAAAAAAAAGUAUAUUCUGGAAAUAUUUUAGCCAUGCAAAGUACUAUCAAUUUGUAUAGUUGUUUAUAUGUAAAGGAAAAGGAUUUAAGCAAUUUUGCAGACAAACAAAAUUUGCUAAUUCUUAAAUUACAUCUCAACACUUACUAACUCUGACCUUCAGAAAAGCAAUCAUUUUUUAAUGCUUUAGAAUAGUGGCACAGCUUAACUGUAUAUACUUGGAAGAAGCCCUCAGUUGUGAUACUGACAGUGUGUAUUAUUCCUGGUUUAUUGCACAAGAUAUUUUUAACUUGUACAGAGAUUACAUUUAGAGCUAAAUGCUUAAAUUUGGAAUGAGAAAAGUGCUUAAAAGGAGUGAUAUAAAAUAAAAUUGACAUCAGAUGAGUAUGAUUAUUAAGAGGGGAAAAAAGUCAAUAAAAGUAACUGGUGGAGUUAACAUAAUUAACAGCUUUACUAAUAUGUUAGAGACAAGUUCUGAUUAAUCCAUUUUGAUGUCUAUGUAAGAAAGACUACUGUCAAAUUUUCAGUGGAAAAAAUAAAAAAUGCAUAGCAUAUUUCUUGCUUUUCUGAUAAGCAGGUUGGACAUAUUUAGAAUCAUAAAUUUGUUACUGUGGAAAAAAAAUCCUAAUACUUCAUGCAUAUAUUGUGUUAAAUGCUACUAUGUACAAUGGGAUUAGUCAAGACAUAUGCAAAAAUUAUGACCUCUGGGCUGUUCCAAACACAUGCAUAUUGGUCCCAGUUAAAAGCUAUCACUGUCUGGCUGUUCUUGGCUCGUUUGAAAUUACUUGGUGGUCUUUAUUCACUUUUCUGGUUGAAAAAAAGUCAGUUUUUUAGAAGCUGCCUACUUUGGGGGGCUCUUAGCUAGUGUUGCAGGUGGAAGUAAACUGGAUAUUGAAGCCAAUCAUGAAAUCAGGUUUGACUGAUGAAAAAGAAUGAGACACUGGCAGAGUGACACAGGAAAGCUUGUUGCUACUGAACAUUUUAGGCCUUACUCAGUAAAUGGAUGCCUUCACUCACUCUAAAAGUGUACAAUAAAUCUUUAAUAGAUACCUAAAAUCGGUGAUGAAUAUGGAAUGAUCCAGUUCACACCACCUGUGGUUUAGAUUGAGCUCUGAGCUGUUUGCCAUACAAAUUGGUUUUCGGAAAACACAUUUUGGCCACUUGUAAUUUUUCUGCUAAUGUCAAACAUGUCUACAAAUUAAAUGACAAUUCAUAUUAGAAGUCCUAGGAGAUAUUAGAUAAAGGGAAACUACAUGCCUCUUUUUCAGUCAAAAAUAUCAUAAGAAAUAUAUAGGGCACUUGUCAUCUCUCUUGGUUACCAAAAUAACAGUGAUCCUAGUUUGUUCUAUCAUAUUGUCUGUUUUGAAACCACCACACAUUUUGGGCACAUUUGAUCUGGUUGCAUGAAUGUUCUUGUCUUUAUAAAAGGCUUUAACCCUGCCUCAAACAAUAAACAGCACUUGCAAACUGA
This is a messenger RNA of Tyto alba (common barn owl), 3204 nucleotides long. It is a transcript of the gene LRMDA, whose product is annotated as leucine rich melanocyte differentiation associated. The record is from RefSeq and is a predicted model, not a curated record. The transcript has 7 exons. Gene Ontology annotation, molecular function: protein binding. NCBI's taxonomy places the organism in Eukaryota, Metazoa, Chordata, Aves, Strigiformes, Tytonidae. Gene Ontology annotation, biological process: melanocyte differentiation. The coding region runs from base 355 to 1044 and encodes 229 amino acids.